CUCCUCGCUACUUGUCAAAUGACAAAAUCUGACAACUACAUAUAUUUCUGUUUCGUUUACAAUUUUUGUAUUUUUUAAAGUUUUCAUCCAAAAAUUAAAUUAAAGAAUUAUGCAAAGUGCAUUAUUUACUACGACUAAAGUCACCUAUGCUGCUAUAAUAUGCUCAGGUCUAGCACUACGUUCAAUAAUUUCUCUAUAUGAUUAUUCCGGAGCAUCAAUACCACCCAUGUAUGGCGAUUAUGAAGCUCAACGACACUGGCAAGAGAUUUGCGUCAACCUACCGGCAUCUACUUGGUACAAAAAUUCAACAGAAAAUGAUUUACUUUACUGGGGUUUAGAUUAUCCACCACUUACUGCAUAUCACAGUUUAUCCUUGGGACAGAUAGCAAAAGUACUCAACACUUCGUAUGUCGAAUUGCAUGAUUCGAGAGGAUUCGAAUCUGAAAAGCACAAAACUUUCAUGCGAUUAAGUGUUCUUGCGGUGGAUGUGUUAAUAUACAUUCCAGCCAUAUUGCUAUCUGUAAUGGAAAUACAGUCAAUCCGUAGCAAUAAAGGACCUUCAACUUUGGGUUUUCAACACUUGGCUAUUUGCUUGUUCUAUCCAGGGCAAAUGCUGAUAGACAACGGACACUUUCAGUACAACAACAUGUCGCUGGGUCUAGCAGCCUUGGCUAUUGUGGCAAUACUGAGGGAACGAUUGAUCUUCGGAUCGAUUUUCUUCUCUUUAGCACUCAACUACAAGCAAAUGGAAUUAUACCAUGCUGUUCCUUUUUUUGUAUAUUUGUUAAGUAGUUGCAAGCAAGAGAAAACUUAUGGCCAACAAAUACUUAAACUAGUUAAAAUUGGAACUAGUGUAAUUGUGACUUUUGGUCUUCUUUGGCUUCCAUGGAUCAACUCUUGGGAUAACUUGUCAAUUGUUCUUCGACGAAUAUUUCCUAUUUAUCGAGGAGUAUUUGAAGAUAAAGUAUCCAAUGUUUGGUGUGUCUUGAAUGUGGUCAUUAAAUUGAAGAGCAUCUUUAGUAAUGAGCGCAUGGCACUAAUAUGCUUGAUCGUCACUGGUCUAGCACUUGUUCCAAGUUCAAUACAUCUUUUUGUAAAACCUAGCAAACAAGGAUUUCUCUAUUCGCUUUUUAACUCGGCGUUGGCAUUUUUCCUUUUUUCAUUUCAAGUUCAUGAGAAAUCGAUUUUACUACCUGCUCUACCUGCAAUGUUGCUCUAUCCAAUGGAACCAUAUAUGAUGACGUGGUUUUUGGAGAUUUCUACAAUCAGCAUGUUUCCACUUUUAGAUAAAGACAAACUUGUGCUGCCUUUUAUAUGCAUAGUAGUUAUCUAUCAAGUUCUGAUUCGUAUGAUAAGAAAAAAAGAACCUCAGGACGGUAUACGUCAGGAAAUAAAAUGGCUCUAUUUCUUGUCAUGUGUGAUGAGUAUAGCUUUAGUAAUUUGUCAUCUGUAUGCACCGGUUCCAAAGAAAUUGCCACAUGUAUAUGUAUUAGCGAUAUCAGUGUUUUCUUGUCUUCAUUUUGUAGCAUUUUUAGGUUAUAUUAAUUAUAAACAACUUACAUAUAAGACGUUAAGUAAAAAAAUUCAUAAAAAUUAAACAAAAAAUGUUUUUAUUUUUAA
Episyrphus balteatus (marmalade hoverfly) is the source of this 1620-nucleotide messenger RNA. RefSeq names its product probable dolichyl pyrophosphate Man9GlcNAc2 alpha-1,3-glucosyltransferase (gene gny). The transcript has a single exon. The coding region runs from base 110 to 1597 and encodes 495 amino acids. Lineage: Eukaryota; Metazoa; Arthropoda; Insecta; Diptera; Syrphidae. Gene Ontology annotation, molecular function: dolichyl pyrophosphate Man9GlcNAc2 alpha-1,3-glucosyltransferase activity. Gene Ontology annotation, cellular component: endoplasmic reticulum membrane. The record is from RefSeq and is a predicted model, not a curated record. Gene Ontology annotation, biological process: protein N-linked glycosylation.